Darwinula stevensoni is the source of this 648-nucleotide messenger RNA. The record is from the annotation of a GenBank genome assembly. NCBI's taxonomy places the organism in Eukaryota, Metazoa, Arthropoda, Ostracoda, Podocopida, Darwinulidae.
AUGGUCUUGCAGAUGUCACGGGACAGAAUAAUUUCGGCGAGUGAAGUUGUUUUUGGAGCUCCAGCUCGGUCUACUUGUAUAGAUGACAUCUAUACAGAAAAUCUGACAGACCCAGCAGGUUACAUAGUCCCUUGCACCGAUGAAGCAGGACAAGUACCCCGAUUCCAGAGAGUCCUAUGGAACGUAUUCCCUGAUGUGGAAGCGGAAAGCAUCGACUUCGUAAUCGAACCAGGGACAUUUACCUUCCCCGAAGACGAUGCUCGGGUGCAAAUAGGAACGGGGAACAAAGACGAGUUCGAAAAUGGAGCAACUCCUCAGGGACUAGAAGAGGAAUUCUCCGGUCCAGUCAACCAAACCGGGUCAGUGGAGAUGGAGGUGGUGGGAAAAGCUUCGGCUCGAGUGGAGGAGACGGCAAAUAUGUUAGGAGAGUCUACCUUGAUGGUGAAGGAGACUUUGGUUCGAAUGGAGGAGGCUCGGGCUAUGUUGGAGGAGAUGGAGUUCAUGUUGGAAGUGUCUACGUUGAUGGUGGAGGUGGCUUCGGUUCGAGUGGAGACGGCGACGCUUCGGGUGGAGCAGACGGCGGUGGUGGUGAAGGAGACGGCGAAAGAAGAUGGAAUUGAAACCAUUCUCAGAAUUCGUUGCUUCUGA